UUACUUGUAUUUUCCUGUUCCCUGGAUCACCCAUUUUAUGUGAACCAAACAACUCACAGAGGGUUUUUGGGUUCUUCGCCUUCUACCUUUCCCCAAUUCAGGAACCCCAAAACCCUAGAUCGAACGCUGCCACCACCGCUUGGUGGUGGAAAAAAAUCCGUUCUCUGUUUCCGAAGUUUGAAUAUUCUCAUUUUUUUUUUCUCGCUGUGACUUCGAUUGCAGUUUCUAGGGUUUAUUUGUUUCUGAUUUGGGGUUUGGUGAUGGGGAGCAGAAAGGAAGAAGAGAAGAAUGAGAAAAUUAUCAGAGGUCUAAUGAAGCUUCCGCCGAAUCGAAGAUGUAUCAACUGCAACAGCUUGGGACCACAAUAUGUAUGUACAAGUUUUUGGACUUUCAUUUGCAUGACAUGCAGUGGAAUACAUCGUGAGUUUACUCAUCGUGUGAAGUCUGUCUCAAUGGCAAAGUUCACUUCGCAAGAAGUCGAUGCCCUUCAAAUUGGGGGUAACCAGCGUGCAAGGGAAAUAUACUUGAAAAAUUGGGACUUCCAAAGGCAGCGGUUGCCAGAUAACAGCAAUGUUGAUAAAAUAAGGGAAUUUAUAAAGAGUGUAUAUGUGGAUGGAAGAUAUGCUGCAGUGAAGUCUUCAGAAAAGCCCCCAAGAGAUGCACAGAGCCCUGGAAUUCAUGAAGAUGAGGUUAGGCGUGCCAGUUCUUAUCAUUCAUAUUCUCAAAGUCCUCCAUAUGAUUAUCAGUAUGAGGAUCGGAAGUAUGGAAAACAAGCAGCUGCACUCACCAGGAAGCCUGGUUCAGAUAAAGCUCGAUACGAAGGGAAAAUAUCUAGUAUUAUCUACAGUCCUGGCCGCUUCAGUGAUCAUGCAUAUGAUGACAGAUUUGCAAAUGAAGGAUCUGGUCCAAGAAUUUCUGACUUUUCUGUUUUUAGUGGUGGUGAACAAUUCAAAUCUGAUGUGCAGUCUCCCAAUUCCUAUAAAGAUAUUAAGAUUAGCAGUCCAUCCUAUCAAAGGCGCUCUGGUUCCAGUUCGAGUGAAGAUGUGUGGUACCAAGCAAGAAAUGCAUCUCUGGAAACUAAUGUCAAUGCCAAGAGAGAUGGAAAUGGAUUUCGUCCUCCACAGAUAACUACAUCAGAACAAUCAGGAGACAACAAAAUUUCAUCCUUGAGAUCUUAUAAUUCUGGCAGUUUAGUUGAUUUUUUCUCUGAACCAGUUCAACCUUCAGAACCACUUCAGAAUAAAGCAUUUGGCAUCCCACGACCACCUGGUCCUACAAGAUCUGUUAGCAUGGACCUCUCCAAGGCACCAUUUGAAUCAGCAGUGGCGGCAUCUCAAGCUCCAACAGUGGAUCUGUUUCAAUCAUCCUUUUCAUCUGCAGUUCCAUUUUUCAAUGACAAUCAACUUCCUCAAGCAUCCCAACCUGCAUCCAUUGAAUUUUUUGCGGAUCUCUCUGAGAAGCCUUCCACUGUAAACUCAAAUGAAAAGGCACUGGAUUUAUCUGUCCCUAAAAAUGAAGGAUGGGCAACUUUUGAUAUGCCUCAGAGCACCUCAUCCACUGCACAAAUGGAAAUUCCAGCUACUGUACCCUUAAGUGCUAAAUCUUUACGAGAAAGAUUUGAUCCGUUUUCCACUUCAAAUGCAAACACACAAUGGCCAUCUUUUGAAUUUUCAAGUGGCAGUAUACAUUCUUCACUUACAUCUAAUUUAUGGGAUGCUGGUGUGUGGAGUAGUGAAGAACAAGUUUCCGCUAUAUCAGCAAACACUCAACCAUGGAAUGCAUUUGAAGAUUCUGGUGGCCAUCAUCCUGUGGAUGCCCUAAGUCAAGGAUUACAAUUGCACAAUUUUCCCUCAGCUGAUAAUCAAAUUUUGGGAUUAAGAGAGUCUGAGGGGUCCAAAAGUGAUGGCGUUAAAGGCAUUGUCCCUGUUGAUGCAUUUGAAAAUCAUGACAUCCCAUCGCACGUCAAUGAUUCAGAAUAUCCACCAUCCAUGCUUCCUUCAAUGGGAGACAUUGAACCUAUUGGAACGAAAUGUAAAUCAACUAAUCCAUUUGAUUUUCCUCAUGAAUCUGAUGUAGCUCACAACAAUAUGUUUCUUGAUAUGAGCUCUUUGCAAGAUGCACUGCCAGAUGCCCUGUUUCCAACCUCCUUCCAUAGUGGUAUAGCUGAAUCUUGGCUUCCCCAAAACACGGUGACCCCUUUUAUUUCCUCUUCUGGAGAAGGUGGUUUGUCAUUCAUGGCUGUGCAAUCACCAGGUUCUCAAAUACAGAACAUCCAGACACCAGAACCAGUUGCUUCGUUUGGGGGAAAUCCUUUUGCAUAGGAUUACGCCGUUGCUUUCAUAUAGAAAUUUAUUGGUAGCCAGUAGUUGGGCGUGGAAUUAUUCAAUGCUUUGUGGGAGCAAAAGUGGAGUAGUGCCUUUCAAUUUUAGUCCCAGGUAUUAUUCGGCCCUGAUACAGCAUUUGCAGUACUGGAAUUGAUUGACAUUAGAUUUCUUGACGUUUAUUUGUGAUCUGGCUGGGAUUGAACUUCACCAAUUUAGCGACGAUUGAGGGUAUUCCACCUUUGUUCAUAAUUAUAAUAUAAUUGUAAGUAUAUGAGAGCUUCAGAUGGACAACACCCAGCCAAUAUAUGUUUAAUGUGGGGUUACUUUUGUUUUUUUUUUUUCUUGGUUUAAUUAUCUAUUUUAUUUAUAGAUGAUAGAUGAUCUAUCAUUUUUAAAAUUAUAAUCACUUUCCCAUUAA
Messenger RNA from Vigna radiata var. radiata (mung bean), 2742 nucleotides. RefSeq names its product probable ADP-ribosylation factor GTPase-activating protein AGD14. The transcript is spliced from 13 exons. NCBI's taxonomy places the organism in Eukaryota, Viridiplantae, Streptophyta, Magnoliopsida, Fabales, Fabaceae. Gene Ontology annotation, molecular function: GTPase activator activity. The coding region runs from base 261 to 2321 and encodes 686 amino acids. The record is from RefSeq and is a predicted model, not a curated record.